This is a messenger RNA of Colletotrichum higginsianum IMI 349063, 771 nucleotides long. RefSeq names its product GPI biosynthesis protein family Pig-F. The coding region runs from base 1 to 771 and encodes 256 amino acids. Gene Ontology annotation, biological process: GPI anchor biosynthetic process. The transcript is spliced from 2 exons. Gene Ontology annotation, cellular component: endoplasmic reticulum membrane. Lineage: Eukaryota; Fungi; Ascomycota; Sordariomycetes; Glomerellales; Glomerellaceae. The record is from RefSeq and is a predicted model, not a curated record.
AUGCCACUAGUCGACACCGUGACAAUGUCGACGCCAUCAUCAAAGGUCGCUUCCGAUGCGGGCAAACCGAAAGACGGGCUGUACCCCGUCCACCCCCUGACGAGCCCUGUCGCGCAGGUCGUCCGACAUGUACAGCCGGUGCUGCUCUCCGGCCUCUUCCUCGCGCAGUUUGGGUCAUUGGUGGCCGACCCCGUGCCGGCUCUGUACAGCUCCCUCCCGAUCGUCGCCGCGAUCCAGGUCGUCUAUGCCUUUGUCAGUCUACCCGCGGCGGGGUCCCAAAGCGCGAAGCCCUCGAGGAAGCCUCGGCCUGGUGAGAAGAAGAAGGCUGAAAACACGGGACCGAACCCUUUUAUUGCCAUAUUCCUGUCUCUCCUCCUCGCCGUCCUCGUCACGCCAGCCAUCCACAUCGUGCUCGUCCUCUUCGGUGCCCCCUUCCUGACGCACUUUCUUCACACGCUCCUCUGCUCCGCGAACAUCGCCCUCCUGUCGCUUUUCCCUCUCUUCUACGCUCACGGAGUCGAAGCGAACACAUGGGUAGCUAUUGCUAGCGCAUCUGCGCCGUUGGACGAGACAUACGGCGGUCUGGUCGGAGGUCUGUUGGGUGCGUGGCUCGGCGCAGUCCCCAUCCCCCUCGACUGGGACCGCGAAUGGCAGAAGUGGCCCGUCACGAUCCUGUGCGGCCUCUACGCUGGCCACAUCCUCGGCAAGACGAUUGGUGGCACAUUGGCAUUUGGCAAGAAGAUGGCUAGCUCCGCAGAAAGCGACGAAUAA